UUGUCAUUGAAAAUAUUAUCAAUUGUUCGUAUCUCGAUUUACCUCUGUACAAAACAAAAAUUCCACUUUCAACAACCUUCGUUUUAAAAUUUUUCCUGUCAAUAAUUAUUUUUAACUAUCGAAACUAGAUCCUAUUUAUUACCGCAGUGUGUUGUUAUCGUCGUGAGCCAAAUCAAUUACGUUAUGUACGUGGAUAUGCGGUACUCGGGUACCUACUACGUAUUUCAUUUGCGAAGGCCGCUUCAAUACGGAGAAUGAAUAACCGGGUUAUAACCGUUUCCGUACCUGCAAUGUCGGUAUUGUGCAACGCAGCCGUUACUACAACGCUCUUGAACGUAACUCGUGAAAUAAAUUCAUCACGAAAUCACGCAACGUGUAAUAAGAGUGACGUGCUUCCGGCAACCGUUCUCGCAAAUUGCAUCUCCGACCAACUCGAACGAUUCGAGCUCUCCUGCUGGCUGAGUUAGGUGAUUAUGGACGGGAAAAUCGACGGACGUGAACCGCGAGACACCGAGUAUGGAACGGUGCAAUAUGAGGAGACCGAGCCACCCAGCUGGAUGUUUUGGAAGAAGAGGCGUUACGUCCUGGCAAUAUUGGCCUUCUUCGGCUUUUUCACGAGCUAUAUUCUUCGGGUGAAUUUGAGCAUCGCCAUCGUCGCCAUGACCGCGAACAACACCAAAACCGACGAUGACGGCAAUACUUACUACGAGCAAGAAUUCAACUGGGACUCAAAACUCCAGGGGUUGAUACUGAGCUCCUUUUUUUACGGCUACAUCACGACGCAACUGUUCGGUGGAUUGCUGGCAUCGAAAAUUGGGGGAAAAAGAGUUUUCGGUGGUGGCAUAGCCGUGACGGCCCUUCUAACCGUCAUCACACCGCCCCUGGUGCGAGUCAAUGUUUACAUUCUCGUUGCUCUGCGAAUCAUCGAAGGUGUCUUCGAGGGUGUCACAUAUCCAUGCAUUCACGCGAUAUGGGCGAAGUGGGCACCGCCGUUGGAAAGAUCGAAACUGGGCACCCUGGCGUUUUCCGGAAGUUUCAUAGGAACCGUCGUCGCGAUGCCCGUCAGCGGUAUCAUGGCUGAUCGCCUGGGAUGGGCGUCGAUUUUCUACUCCUUCGGAGCAUUCGGCAUCAUCUGGUACAUCGUGUGGACGAUUUUCGUCACCGACGACCCGGAGGACGACCCCUACAUCUCGAAAGCGGAGCUCAGACACAUAAAGGGGUCGCUUAACCAGGUUGACAACGAGAAAGUUGUUCAUCCUUGGAAAGACAUCGUAACCUCGAUGCCAGUCUGGGCAAUAGUUGCAGCUCACUUCAGUGAGAAUUGGGGAUUUUACACGAUGCUGACUCAGCUGCCUACAUUUUUAUCGGAUACACUGGACUACAAACUUGAGAAAAGCGGAUUUGUGUCUGCGUUACCCUACCUGGCAAUGGCCAUAAUGCUUCAGGCUGGAGGAUACGUUGCAGAUUAUUUACGAGAGCAUAAGAUACUGACGACAACUCAGGUCCGCAAGACCUUCAAUUGUCUGGGCUUCGUCAGCCAAACGAUAUUCAUGAUGUGCGCAGCUUUCAUAAUGACUCCGGUCAGCGUCAUCCUCUGCAUCACGAUCGCCAUUGGCUUGGGGGGUUUAUCCUGGGUUGGCUUCAGCGUUAAUCAUCUCGAUAUUGCACCGCAACAUGCGAGCGUUCUCAUGGGAUUUGGAAACACCAUUGCCACCGUACCUGGUAUCGUCAGUCCCAUCAUCACCGGAUACAUUGUUCAAAAUAAGUCUGCUGCCGAAUGGAGGAUAGUCUUCAUCAUCGCGGCGACGAUCUACAUAGCAGGUGCCGUAAUAUAUGGAAUAUUUGCCUCCGGGGAAGUGCAGCCCUGGGCAAUGAAGUCGAAGAACAGAAACGAGACGGGGUACGACAAUCCGGCCCUCGAAGUGGAGACGUUCACUAAGUGAAUAGGUCAGCGGUUUCAGAAACUGCGUAAUUUCCGCAUUCGUCUUCCGUACCAGAGAGACCAGUAAAUCGUAAUCUUCACUCUGAAGCAGCACAUUGGGAAAUGUCAACGAUGCGUGUCACGCUGAAGUCGAAAGACGGUGUUUUCAAUGUGCGGCUGUGCACGAAGUAAACGCAAAUUUCCAUGAUUUUCACGAUUACAUGUAUUACGGUCGUGAUUCGGACGAUUGUGUAGGUAUCAAAUUGCAGGUCAUAGUGUAUACGUGUAUGAAUGGUGAAUUAAACCUCGCAAAUGACUUAAAAUAAAGCACUUUAUUUUUGUUACA
This is a messenger RNA of Neodiprion fabricii, 2267 nucleotides long. RefSeq names its product sialin (gene MFS9). The transcript is spliced from 10 exons. Gene Ontology annotation, biological process: transmembrane transport; monoatomic anion transport. The coding region runs from base 474 to 1943 and encodes 489 amino acids. Lineage: Eukaryota; Metazoa; Arthropoda; Insecta; Hymenoptera; Diprionidae. Gene Ontology annotation, cellular component: plasma membrane. Gene Ontology annotation, molecular function: transmembrane transporter activity. The record is from RefSeq and is a predicted model, not a curated record.